CGAGCCCCCCAUCCCCAUUCCACUUCCAUUUCCUCCCGUCCCCGUCCCCAUUCUUUCAUUCGUUCUCAGAGAGACGAGCGGCGAGGCGAGACGACGACUACGAGGAGGAGCGAGGGGGAGAGCUCGGAUCUACCGGAGAUUUUUGUCUAGUUGGUGGUGAAGGAUGUUGAGGGCCGUGGCGAGGUGCUGCGGGCACUGGCCGCCGGGCGCCGCGGCGGCGGACGGCAUGCUCUGGCAGACGGAGCUGCGGCCGCACGCGGCGGGGGAGUUCUCCAUGGCCGCCGCGCAGGCCAACCUCGUCAUGGAGGACCAGGCGCAGGUGCUCGCCUCCCCCUCCGCCACGCUCGUCGGCGUCUACGACGGCCAUGGCGGCCCCGACGCCUCCCGCUUCCUCCGCUCCGCCCUCUUCCCCCACGUCCAGCGCUUCGCCAAGGAGCAGGGGGGCGUGACCGCGGAGGCGAUCCGGCGGGCGUUCGGCGCGGCGGAGGAGGACUUCCUGCACGAGGUCCGGCAGGCCUGGCCCAAGCGCCCGCGCAUGGCCGCCGUCGGCUCCUGCUGCCUGCUCGGGGCCAUCGCGGGGGACACGCUCUACGUCGCCAACCUCGGCGACUCCCGCGCCGUCCUCGGCCGCCGCAUCGUCGGCGGCGGGGUGGCCGUCGCCGAGCGCCUCUCCACCGACCACAACGUCGCCUCCGAGGAGGUCCGGAUGGAGGUCUCCUCGCACAACCCGGACGACGCGCAGAUCGUGGUGCACACCAGGGGGGCCUGGAGGAUCAAGGGGAUAAUUCAGGUGUCAAGAUCCAUUGGUGAUGUAUACUUGAAGAAACCGGAGUAUAGCCUGGACCCAUUAUUUCGGCAGAUCGGCCCUGUUAUUGCGUUGAAGAGGCCAGCUCUUAGCGCUGAACCACAAAUUCAUGUUCGCAAGCUCAAACCAAACGAUCAGUUCAUAAUAUUUGCCUCGGACGGUCUUUGGGAGCAUCUCAGCGAUGAUGCUGCUGUGCAAAUUGUCUUCAAGAACCCAAGAACGGGUAUAGCAAACCGACUAGUGCGGGCUGCCUUGAAGGAGGCCACGAAGAAGAGAGAGGUCAGUGUGCAUGACCUGAGGACGAUAGAGCGGGGCGUGCGGCGCCAUUUCCACGACGACAUCAGCGUCGUCGUGGUGUACCUCGACCGGCACCGGGGUCGCCGUCAGACCAGGGUGGUGGACUCGAGCAGCAACUGCACCAGCGCCCCCGUCGACGUCUACUCCUCCUCCAGCUCGGCUUACCGCGACUCCGGUUAGUAGGCCAGACCAGACGGGCAGCAGAAGCUCAGACUAUAUGAUCAGGGUGGUAAAAUGGUGGUAGGGUUGCAGAUCAGCAACGCAAGCUGCAAACCGCAAGCUGCAGUGGCAGCGUCCGAAAGAGAUGCGCGGAAUGUACAUAAGUAGUGCGGGCGCGUGGAACUUUUGUCUGAAGAGAUGAUUUUUUCGUAUGUAAUUGCAGGAUUUAACUCUCUCUUUUUUGUGUAUCUCUGCUUAGCCAGCAGUUAAUUAACCCGUGAACUAGAACGGUAGCAGCAUAUAUGAUACUGAAAUUUAGAAA
Messenger RNA from Aegilops tauschii subsp. strangulata, 1583 nucleotides. RefSeq names its product probable protein phosphatase 2C 34. NCBI's taxonomy places the organism in Eukaryota, Viridiplantae, Streptophyta, Magnoliopsida, Poales, Poaceae. The record is from RefSeq and is a predicted model, not a curated record. Gene Ontology annotation, molecular function: cation binding; protein serine/threonine phosphatase activity. Gene Ontology annotation, biological process: protein dephosphorylation.